Molecule: messenger RNA, 750 nt
Organism: Phialemonium atrogriseum
Lineage: Eukaryota; Fungi; Ascomycota; Sordariomycetes; Cephalothecales; Cephalothecaceae
Exons: 4
Coding region: 1-750 (249 amino acids)
Source: RefSeq, a predicted model, not a curated record
AUGCGGCAUGUUUAUGUUUACCACAACCAUAGGUCCAAGGAGAACAACAAUAAUAACAACCGUGGCGACGAUGCGGACAAUGACGAAACACCCCGCGCUCCCUCACUUUACGGCAGCGCGCCUCGGCUCCGCAGCGAUGCGUCCUCGUCCAACUCCGACCUCUUCUCCGAAAGGUCAGGAACAUCUUCACCGACAAAGCAGCUGUCGGCCAUGAAGCUUCACGACGAUGGGUUCCGCGUCGGUAAACUCCUCGAGCGGCCCUUGGCUGGGGCUUUGGAUCGUCUGGUUAAAGACAUAAGGUUCUACACGUAUAAUGUCGGUGUCAUUUCCGCGGAGCUAAAGGUAUUAUUAACACCCUCGGCCCACCUGACGACAACGACGCUGAAGCAGCCCGCCGCAUCGACCAGCUCCAGCGGGCGCCCAGACGUGUCCAUCAUCCACACAAACUACUCGCCCCUGGUAGACCUGCCUGUCGCCGUGUCUGUCGAAACCAAGAAGGGCACCGAUAACUGGGACAGGGCUGUCCUGCAGAUGGGGACGUGGCAGGCCGCACACCUGCGGAGACUGGCUAGCACUGCUGACCCUAAUGGCUCGAGCGGAGGCAUUGGGUUCUUGCCGGGGAUUAUUAUCAUGGGUCACUUUUGCCACUUUGUUGUUAUGGUUAGGGAGGAGGGUGUUGAGCAGCCGGUUUUGUUAUCUAGCAUUUUGGCUUACCCGUUGGUCGAAAGAAGGGUUCUGGCCUGCUUCUAA